This is a messenger RNA of Salpingoeca rosetta, 4353 nucleotides long. RefSeq lists its product as uncharacterized. Gene Ontology annotation, cellular component: cytosol. The transcript has 14 exons. NCBI's taxonomy places the organism in Eukaryota, Choanoflagellata, Craspedida, Salpingoecidae. Bases 1 to 4353 code for a protein of 1450 amino acids. The record is from RefSeq and is a predicted model, not a curated record.
AUGGAGUCCAUGCAACACCUCUACUCUGGCAAGUUUGUGUACCCGCUCUCGGACUUCCCCUCGGACGUACAGGACUGCCUGCAGCACCCGGACAAGUACAACAUCCCAGAGGUGUCGCCGCUGCGCACGUGCGUGAAGCUGUCGCCAAACGAGGCUGGCCACGGCAUGGAGGUGGAGCUGCUGGAGAAGGUCUCCCUCGACGACAUCAAGGACGAGUUCUUCGCCACCGUCCGCAUCCCGCAGAUCUGCAAAGAGAACGACAUUGACCCCAACCUGGCGAUGAACUUUGCUGCGGACGUGGAGCGGGAGAACGCAGAGAGCAUCACGGAGCACCGCUACAAGAACUUCCUCUACUUUGGGCAGGUCAACAUCCACGAGCAACCGCACGGGUUUGGCAUGGCCUUCUUCGACGACGGCUCCCGCUACAUUGGCGUGUGGCUGCGCGGGUCGUACUACGGCUAUGGAAUCUUCAUUUCGGGCGAUCCUGCGCUGCCGUUUGAAUAUCGCGGCCAGUUUCUCGGCGGACGCAUCAACGGCUGCGGCAUGCUGCGCCUGAAGCGCACCAACCGCGAGAUUACGGACCGCCUCACCCAGCGCGAGCUUGACAGCGCCUACGUCGGCGAAUUUGACAACGGCAAGUUCCUGCGAAUGGUGAAUGCAGUACAGAAGGGCCUGCUUGCGGAGCGCCAGGCCACGAAGCGGGCGGCGCACAUCAUUUCAUCAUGCGAGAAGGCGCGUGGCCUCCGCAACCGCGACGCGUCCAAGUCAUACCGUGCACGUGGAGCACUCGCUGUCGGCGGCUACCAGAAGGACUGGCUGGCAACCCACUUCUCCUUCCGCAGCCGCGCGCUGCCCUUUCUCACGUCGCGGUCGGGCGAGGGCGCGCUCACCCUCCAGCGCAACAACAUCCUCCCCUUGCUGCAGCGUGCGGCGUGCGCGUGCCACCUGGCCGAGGUGCACCCCGACGAGCGGCGCGCCCUGCUCACGGACGUGUACCAAGGGUACUUUAGCCACCCGGAGGUGCAGCCCACGCAGAGCGGGUCUGACGGCCACUCGCAGCUCGUGUUCAUUCACGAGUCGUUCCAGACGGGCGCGCGCCGCCGCUUCAUUGUGUUCUCGCCCCUGGUGACAGAGGAGCUGAACAACGAGCCGCGCAGCGCGUACUUCCAGAACCUGCUCAGCCUCGUCCCCAUGGACUACAUCCAGCACUGGCUGCGCCGCGGCACGCAGGUCAUUGUCGCCGGCCACUCCAUUGGCGGCAUGCUCGCCGUCAUGCUGUGCGCGCAGGUGAUGGGUGCGCCCAACCUGGACCUGGAGAUGCUGCGCAAGUCCCUGUUCUGCAUCACGCUGGGCGCGCCCCUGUUGCCCGACACGUACAUGCUCGCCGGGCAGCUGCAGCGCCACGCACAGGACGUGUGGAAGGAGUGGUGCAAGACCAACCGCCACUUUGUGCUCAUCAAGGAGGACCCCGUGCCAGCGCUCGGCGUGUUCCUGCGCAAGAAGGAGUGGCCCAAGACGUACCUGAGCCUGCGCGAUGCCGGCAUGCUGUCGUCCCGCGACCAGUGCCGCGCGUCUGUCAGCCUUGGUGGGCUGCAGCUGGGCACCAACGUGCUCAACGUGCUCAAGAAGGAGGCCAUUGAUGGCAUUCCUUGGAUUCUGGAAAACAAGUUUGCCAAGAAUGUCGGCUGGAAGCAGGUGUUCACCUUCGUCAAGGACGUUGCUGAGAUGAAGCUGCUUGAUAUCCAGGCCAACUGCACCAACCACGCCAUCAACAUCUACGUCAGCCAAAUCAUCAUCGCCCUCGAGUCGCUCAAAACCAAACGCCGGCAGGAUGCACCGCAAGCGCUGGCGCUGGAAGAGUCGGGGGAAACAGAUGUGGACGCGGAUCUCGACAUGAACACGGACAUCACCGACGUGUGGGUGGAGGUGUCUGAGAACGGCACGACGCACUUCUGCCUCGGUGGGCGGGAGCUUCGCCUGCUGAGCGACGUGCACGUGCUGCCUUUCUCGGACACCACGUCGCUGCAGCUUGGCACCAUGGACGACCUGCCGGAAGGGUCUGUGCUCAUCUGGUCGCGCGAUGAUCGCCAGUCGCAGGGCGAGGCCCAGUGGGAGCAGGUGUCCGUCACAGACACGCAGGUCGACUUUACGGUGAAGCUCAAUCGCUCGCGCGUGCUGACGCUUCUCAACCUGAGCGAGGCGCUGGUGACGCCGCGCCACAUCAAGGGCAGCAUUGGCCGCGGUAUGCCGCGCAGCAAGGUGGCAGGCCUCACCCUCUACGCCCGCUCCCUGCUCGCGGGGCAGGUGAUUCCCGUGUCCAUGGAGAACAUCACGCUGCCCACGUCCAGCUCGCACAUGCGCAGCUACCUCUCCAGCCACAGCUCGUCACGCGACCUGGCCAGCAUGGCCUAUUUGAAGGCCGUCCUCUUGCGUCAGGCGGCCAUGCGGCUGGCGCAGAAGCAGGGCGUGUCGCAGGAAGACUUUGCCAAGGUGCUUGCAGGCAACACGGACGCGGUGGAACACGAAGACAAGAAGGCAAUUGACUGCAUGGCGUCGUUCCUCACUGCCAGCGAGGAAAUGUGCGGGGAGCUAGACCAAGCGUGCUGCUUCCUUGAUCUCUCUGCCCUCCUCCUCGCUUGGCACCGCAUCAACCGCGAAGAUGCCGAAGUGGAUGACCGAACAAAGUCUGUGAUGCGCAAUACCCUCCGCGCCAUCAUCCUCAGCUAUUUUAAUUUGGGUAGUUACGCUUCGGAGGAGCAGGCUGGCGGCCUCGGCGCCUACCGCUACAAGCUGCCGUCGAAGAGUCUGCCUGAGGAUCUGCUGCAGCCGCUCGGAGACCUGCUGUCGGACGUGGACCAGGUCAACCUUCCCUCAAAGACGUGCCAGUGGGACGGCUUUCUUCCAGACUACUCCAGCCUUAUCUCAGAUAUGCCGCCCAAGUUCCGGGACGCCAUCUCCAACCUGUCGUUCACGUCAGCGCUGCACAGUCAGUCGGACAACCUGGAGCAAGCGCUCGACCCCUCAAGUCUUCAGCAGACGCAGCUCCUCCUGCGCGCAGAGAGCGCAAUCGAACUCUUCCACAUCUUCUUUGAUGGAGACUUCCCCUUCCAUUCCCGGCGCACGGUUGACCGGUUCUGGGCGUCACUCACGUCUCUUCCGUCCAGCAUCGUCUUCUCUGUGGCCUCGGCUGUUGUUCGCCCGUUUGUUGUUGACGACAACCCGCAGCGCAAGAACCUCAACCACAAGACCGCCUACCUCCGCAGGCACCGCCAAUACCAACAAGCCACCAUCACGGGGUUCAAUAUGAAGCUUGCGCUGCUUGCGCGUCUUCUUCCCAAGGGCAGCUCAGACUUCAGCUGUCUCAGCGUCAUCGAAGAAGCCAUCAUCAACACUUUUGUCAAGAUUGACAGCGUGCAAGCGCUGCGGACGCGGCUGCAGCGGCACGAGCAGGCUGAUUCGCAGGGGCUGGACCCGCGCCUGCAGGAGUUUAUGAAGAACAUGGCAGCCAUGGGCGUCUCCUCACAGGACAACCCGCACGCGUUUGAGACCAUCUGUCGCUGGAUCUACUCGGUGGUGAAGGUGCGACAGCCGCUGUUUGAGCGUCUGCUUGAGCAGCCCAUCAUUGGCGUGUACGGUGCACAGGGGGCAGGCAAGUCGCUGAUGCUGAACCAGCUUGGCUUUGACACCAAGUCUGCGUUUGGUGACGGCAAUACCAAGGCCUUUGACGUGCACCCGGUUGGCUCCACGGGCGUGCUGAUUGCGGAUUCGUUUGGCUUCAACGAAGCGGUUGGGGACGACAGCGCAACAGAUGCCUCGUGCUCUGAAGAGUUUUUGCGUGCGAAGGACGCGUUUGGGACCGCAUUCCUUGGGCAACUGCGAUACGUCAUCUACGUCUCCUCCAGCUCCUCCCAGCGCGGAUACAACAAGGAGGAGGACGAGUCGCUGCUGAAGCUGCGCAACGUGCCGUGCCACGUGCUCUACCUCAUCACCAAGUUUGACAGCUUCCUCAAGCGCUUUGACGACGACGAUACUGAGGUCGCCCACCAGGAGGCGAAACGGAUCCUUGCUGAGCGGCGGGAGCAGAAUGCGCGCGCGUUGCCGGGCAAGUCUGUUGAGACGCGCUUCUACAGCAACAUCACGCCACGCGGGUAUGAGCAGGCGAUGGACGACGCAUACGAGAAGCUUGGCGGCGACUUUUGGCGACCAGCAGACCUCAAGGCGCACAUGCGCAAGGUGCUGGUGCUGAACUGCGACGUCGACCCCGUGGACGCUGCGGAGGCGUUGGCGCUGGAGAUUGACAAGGAGCAGGACGCCAUUGCCAUGCCGCCAGCUACCAUGCCCCUCUACUCCUGA